GCCCCGGGCCAUGGCGCUGCCUCCGCCGCCAGCCUGAGCGGAGCCAUCGGCACGGACCGGCCGGGCCGGGAGCCGCGAGGGCGAUGGCGGACCUAACAACUCCUUCAGCCUGGACCAGUCUCAUCAACGGCUCCUUGGACCCAAGUGUUGCAGAUGACAACGUCUACAAGUGCAUAUUUGAUGAGGACUUCAAGUACGUCCUGCUGCCCGUCUCCUACGGCAUCGUGUGCGUGGUGGGGCUCUUCCUCAACCUGCUGUCCCUCUACCUCUUCAUCUUCAGGAUCAAGACCUGGAACGCCUCCACCACAUACAUGUUUAACCUGGCCAUAUCUGACACACUCUAUGUGGUCUCCUUGCCCCUUUUGGUGUACUAUUAUGCCAUGGGGGACAACUGGCCCUUCAGCGUGGGCUUGUGUAAGAUAGUCCGCUUCUUGUUUUACACCAACCUCUACUGCAGCAUCCUCUUCCUCCUCUGCAUCAGCAUCCAUCGCUUCCUGGGCAUCUGCUUCCCACUGAAGUCACUGCAGUGGGGCCACGUCCGCUACGCCCGGAGGGUGUCAGUCAUCGUGUGGGUCGUGACUGUCGUGUGCCAGUCACCCGUGCUCUUCUUCGUCACCACCAGCGUGAAGCGUGACACCGUCACGUGCCAUGACACGUCCAGCAAAGACCUCUUUGGCCAGUUUGUCAUUUACAGUUCGGUGAUGCUGGUGCUGCUCUUCUGCAUCCCUUUCCUCAUCAUCAUCAUCUGCUACUGCCUCAUGGCGCGGAGGCUGCUGCAGCCCACACGGGGGAUGUCCCGUUUAUCCCGAUCCAAGAAGAAGUCGGUCAAGAUGAUAGUUAUUGUCUUGAUGGUCUUCAUCGUUUGUUUUCUUCCUUUCCAUGUCACUCGUACCUUAUACUACUCCUUCCGGAGCUGGGACUUGAGCUGUCAGACCCUCAAUGCCAUCAAUUUAGCCUACAAGUUGACUCGUCCCCUCGCUAGCACCAAUAGCUGCUUGGACCCUAUAUUGUAUUUCUUAGCAGGACAACGAUUCAUGAAGUUCGCCAGCAGCAAGAUGCCAGGGAAGCCUCCGCACGAGAUGGCAUUGGGCAUCGUGCCCAACAGUCACCUGGAAAACAGCAAUGACACGGACACGUUGUCCAAGGAUGUGAAAUCCUAGCUCUGCUCCAGCAGAACCAGCACCAUCUCCACGGCAGAAGGGUUCAUCCCAGGUGAAGGGAAGUUCAGGGCCCAAGGCUUUUGAUGGUUGUGGUGCCUUGGCUUUGACACACUUCAGCAUGGUCUGUGUUUAAACACACUCCUCUGCUUGUUGCUCUUCCAAAUGUAUUCUUUCAGGAAGAUGCUGCUGUGGUCGCACACACAAACCCCAUAUCACCCUCUUCCUCCAAGCCUGCCUUUGUGGCCAACACUGAAUAGCAUCUCUCCACCAGUGAGGCUGGGUGACCUCUGUCACGGUGGCCGAAUCUGCUCCAAGAUAAUCACUUCCUGAAUGCUUUAGGUCAUUUUCUAAAGCAGAAAAGCUGUGUGCAAAAGGUCCCCCCGAAGAAACCCGUCUGCCUUUCUCCAGGUUCCCUGGCACGGAGGCAGCAGGGAGUCUGUGCCUUGGCAAAGGAGCAAAGGCUUUCGGUUGAUGAAAGGACUCAGCUGAGGUUCUGCUAAACAGGUCCAUGAAAAAGUCGAGCGCAAAUGCAAUGGGAACGGGUCUCUCACAGCUUCGUGCCCCUGGAAAGAUGCUUUCUCAGCUUCAAGCUUUGGUAUCUGCUGGCAGAGCAGGGAGGGCACUCCUAGUUCCUGGCCAAGGGCUGGCUUCCCAUUGCAAAGGGUGCUGCUGGACCUUCCAUCCCACUGGAGCUUACUGGUAGCAUCAAGCAGGUCCCUUGUAGGUUUCUCCAGUGGGGUCAACAUCUUCCCAAAGACCCAUUAGUGCUUCCCAACAGCGACAUCCACCCUUGAAAAGCUUUUAGGGGCCCACAGCUUCCUUUUAGCUGCUGACUUUAAUAAUCAUCUCCAGCUCAUAAAGAGUAGGGUGAGCUCUUCAUGCCUUGUUUUUAACCCCCUUACUACUGACUCAUGUUUCCAGCAAAGAAACAAAGACCGAUGGUCACCCCCUUGGCUGAUGCUGACAUAUCCUUAUUGCUGGAGGUGACAGCCCUCUGUGACCUUUAGCAGCUUGGUGGGACCCAAAAUGCUGCCCAGAUGCCGCUGUCUGUCCUCCCCAUAAUCCCAGUGCUCCGCUGGAGCCAGUCAGCAUAUCCCUUACUGACAGUGUUGACCUUCCCUGGGUUUAGGAGCCAUGCCAAUAAGCAUGGUGCUAAGCUUAAGCCCAGUCCUGUCUGGAUUUGACCUUGCUUCCCCCAUCAUCAAAGUAAAAGGGAGAAAAUACCCGUAAAACACUUCAGCAGAAGGUCCAAUUGGUCUUUCUCUCUAUAAUUAUCAUCGAAUCAUAGGAUAGUUAGGGUUGGAAAGGACCUUGAGAUCAUGCAGUUCCAGCCCCCCUGCCCAGCUCCAUGGGUUCCUUGCCCAGCCUUGCCACGAGGAUGCUGAUUCCUCACCCCAGAACUGGAAACUGCUUGUUCUGCUUCUUGUAAGAGCAGCCCUGGGUCUAUUUUAGGCUCAGGCAAACCUUUGAUCCUGGGUUAGACCCAUUCCUCAGACCUCUUCUUAAGCCUCUGCCAUCUUGUGAAGUGGUUUGGUGAAGAUAAAGAGACACCGCAACGCGACCGGAGUUCAAACCAGGGUGAUUGGGACCAUUGAGGGUUAAUGGGGAGGUUCCUGUGGUCCCGGCUUGCUGGAGACGUGGUCCUAUGGAGGGCUCCCGUCCCAACCAACACUGUCCCAACCACAGGAGGCAAAGGAAGGGAUUAUCUCAGCUCUGGGCACAUCAGCAAAGUAAAAUGGGACAUUUGUGGUGUGAUUCAUCCCAUCUUCGAGAGGAUGGGGUUGCGUUAAGAUAGGGCUUGCACUGUGGCAGCGCCUUUUAUUCCCUGUGCCUGUGAAGGGAUCUUUAUGGGAAGGAUCACGGCAAAGUCACAGAGGUGAGAUAUGAUAGGGAGAAAUGAAUGCAACUGAAGCUCUGAGCUGGUACAAACUACUC
Molecule: messenger RNA, 3095 nt
Organism: Pezoporus flaviventris
Lineage: Eukaryota; Metazoa; Chordata; Aves; Psittaciformes; Psittacidae
Gene: P2RY2
Product: purinergic receptor P2Y2
Exons: 2
Coding region: 84-1160 (358 amino acids)
Biological process (GO): positive regulation of mucus secretion; blood vessel diameter maintenance; phospholipase C-activating G protein-coupled receptor signaling pathway
Cellular component (GO): plasma membrane
Molecular function (GO): A1 adenosine receptor binding; G protein-coupled UTP receptor activity; G protein-coupled purinergic nucleotide receptor activity
Source: RefSeq, a predicted model, not a curated record